AACACGCUGUAAAAGUGUAAACACAAAAAAAAUCAUUCCAUCUCUCUUCUUCUCCAUCUCCUUUCUCUCUCUACAAUUCACUCCAAAAUCAAUCACAGAUUCACAAUGAGCUCCGUUUUCCACCUCCACAGAAACGAAUCCCUCCCUCUCUCGCAAUCCGAGGCCUCCUCAGCCCCGGGGAUCCGCCGCCGCCUCUCCUCCCUCUCGCUAAAUCUGAAGAUCCAGCCGUCCUCCUCCUCCGCCGCCGCCGCCUGGGCGAUGCGCCGCUCCAAAUCCAUCUCCGCCAUGGGCGAAUACGCCGGCAGCUCGGUGCGGAGGUGGUGGGGAUGGGGAUGGGGCUGGAUCCUCGCCAGAAAACCUACCUUCGCCGCCGAUCUGGAGAUGAACGAGGACGAGGCCGCCGCGAUCGGCAGCCACAGCAGGGGCAGCUGGCGCCACGUCAUCCACAAGGUCGCGUCGCAGCUGCGGCGCAAGCUGCGAGGAUCGGACGGCGUCGGCCUGCCGCAGACGUUCCGCUACGAUUCGUUCAAUUACGCGAAGAAUUUCGACGACGGAAGGUCCGCCGCUUCUCUCAUUCACUGAAUCUACCGUUCCGAUUAUGUUGAUAUAUCAUAUAUUCGCUGCUGUGAUUUCUGUCGACUGGAUUCAUUCAAUCACGCGUUGUUUGUAGCAUAUUAUGUGAAUUUGUAUGAUAUUCUUUGAAUUGAUUGAUUAGUUUGGUUUGUAAUUGGUGGAAUUUUGAAGAUAAACGCGUAAUUGUAAAAUGCUCGGCUACAGUCUGGAUUCGGUUCUGGCCGUCGGUGCAAAAUUUAUUUAUUUAUUGUUGCCUAUGUCGGUGGCACAUUUUUGCUAA
Messenger RNA from Salvia hispanica, 853 nucleotides. RefSeq lists its product as uncharacterized. The record is from RefSeq and is a predicted model, not a curated record. Lineage: Eukaryota; Viridiplantae; Streptophyta; Magnoliopsida; Lamiales; Lamiaceae.